AACAAAGGUUUUGAUUCGUUAGCUACUAACCUUAGUAUAAAACCAGCAAAACUUUCUCAUUUGAAUUAGUAACACACAGGGUCAGCAAACGAAAAAGACACAAAGACAAAAUGAGGGAAAUCGUACAUUUACAAGCCGGACAGUGCGGAAACCAAAUUGGUGCCAAGUUUUGGGAAGUCAUCUCAGACGAGCACGGUAUCGACCCUACAGGAACCUACCAUGGAGAUUCAGAUUUACAAUUAGAAAGAAUCAACGUAUACUACAAUGAGGCUACAGGUGGCAAAUAUGUACCCCGUGCAAUCUUGGUCGAUUUGGAGCCCGGAACCAUGGACUCUGUCAGAUCUGGACCAUUCGGUCAAAUCUUCAGACCAGACAACUUUGUUUUCGGACAGAGUGGUGCUGGAAACAACUGGGCCAAGGGACAUUACACAGAGGGAGCUGAACUUGUAGACUCUGUUCUUGAUGUAGUCAGGAAAGAGGCUGAAAGCUGUGAUUGUCUUCAGGGAUUCCAACUUACACACUCACUUGGAGGUGGAACCGGAUCAGGAAUGGGAACACUCCUUAUCUCCAAAAUCCGUGAAGAAUACCCAGACAGAAUCAUGAACACAUUCUCAGUUGUACCAUCACCAAAAGUAUCAGACACAGUCGUUGAACCAUACAAUGCCACACUCUCCGUACAUCAAUUGGUAGAAAACACAGAUGAAACAUACUGUAUCGACAACGAGGCUCUUUACGAUAUCUGCUUCAGAACCCUCAAACUGACCACACCAACAUACGGUGAUCUUAACCAUCUUGUCUCUGCAACUAUGUCCGGUGUCACUACUUGUCUCCGAUUCCCAGGUCAGUUAAACGCUGAUCUACGAAAACUUGCAGUCAACAUGGUACCCUUCCCACGUCUCCAUUUCUUCAUGCCAGGAUUCGCUCCCCUGACAUCACGUGGUAGCCAACAGUACAGAGCUUUAACUGUACCAGAACUCACACAACAGAUGUUCGAUGCCAAAAAUAUGAUGGCAGCUUGCGAUCCCCGUCACGGCAGAUACCUCACAGUUGCUGCCAUGUUCAGAGGACGUAUGUCCAUGAAGGAGGUCGACGAACAAAUGUUGAACGUACAGAACAAGAACAGCAGCUACUUCGUUGAAUGGAUCCCCAACAACGUCAAGACAGCCGUCUGUGACAUUCCACCACGUGGUCUUAAGAUGUCCGCCACAUUUAUUGGUAACAGCACUGCCAUCCAGGAACUCUUUAAGAGAAUAUCAGAACAAUUUACCGCUAUGUUCCGUCGUAAGGCUUUCUUGCAUUGGUACACUGGCGAGGGUAUGGACGAGAUGGAAUUCACAGAAGCCGAAUCCAACAUGAACGAUUUGGUCUCAGAAUACCAACAAUACCAAGAUGCAACAGCAGAAGAGGAAGGAGAAUUCGAAGAGGAAGAAGGAGAAGAGGAAGCUUAAACAUUUCCUCCAGCUCAAUGAACUUUUAAUCUGUUACUUUCAAUCUCUUAUUCUUGACAAAUCUUGAAAUCCUACAUUCAGUCAUGAACUUUGAACUCUUUCUGUUGUUAUGACGUAUUGAAAUAUAUUAUUCCAGUAUGUUACUUUUGCUUAUUGCAAUCAGUUGUAGCUGGGUCUACAAUCCAAAUUAAAACAAAAUUACUACUUA
This is a messenger RNA of Mytilus californianus (California mussel), 1656 nucleotides long. Its product is annotated as tubulin beta-4B chain. Gene Ontology annotation, cellular component: cytoplasm; microtubule. The transcript is spliced from 4 exons. Gene Ontology annotation, molecular function: GTPase activity; structural constituent of cytoskeleton; GTP binding. NCBI's taxonomy places the organism in Eukaryota, Metazoa, Mollusca, Bivalvia, Mytilida, Mytilidae. The record is from RefSeq and is a predicted model, not a curated record. Gene Ontology annotation, biological process: mitotic cell cycle; microtubule cytoskeleton organization. The coding region runs from base 111 to 1448 and encodes 445 amino acids.